UUGUAUAUUUGGCUCUAGGCUUGACUGCCGACCCAUGCGCUGGUGCACAGGGCAGACUACAGAGCCAUGGAGGCUACUGCAUGCCUGAGAUAAGACAGAAGGGGCGGCUGCUUAUCUCCUUCUUUCCAGCCUGCGGGAAGAAAACGGCUCAAAGAUGAAAGUAAUUCGAGUUGGUACCCGUAAGAGCCAGCUGGCUCGCAUACAGACAGACAGUGUGGUGGCAAUGCUGAAAGCCUUAUACCCUGGCCUGCAGUUUGAAAUCAUUGCUAUGUCCACCACAGGGGACAAGAUUCUUGAUACUGCACUCUCUAAGAUUGGAGAGAAGAGCCUGUUUACCAAGGAGCUAGAGUAUGCCCUGGAGAAGAAUGAAGUUGAUCUGGUCGUUCACUCCCUGAAGGACCUGCCCACCGUGCUGCCUCCUGCCUUCACCAUUGGAGCCAUCUGCAAGCGGGAAAACCCCUGUGAUGCUGUUGUCUUUCACCCAAAAUUUGUUGGGAAGACCCUAGAAACCUUGCCAGAAAAGAGCACUGUGGGAACCAGCUCCCUGCGGAGAGCAGCUCAGCUGCAGAGAAAGUUUCCACAUCUGGAGUUCAAGAGUAUUCGGGGAAACCUCAACACCCGGCUUCGGAAGCUGGAUGAGCAGCAUGAAUUCAGUGCCAUCAUCCUGGCUGUGGCUGGCCUGCAGCGCAUGGGCUGGCAGAACCGGGUGGGCCAGAUCCUACAUCCAGAGGAAUGCAUGUAUGCUGUAGGCCAGGGGGCCCUGGCUGUGGAAGUCCGAGCCAAGGACCAGGACAUCUUGGAUCUAGUGGGUGUAUUACAUGAUCCUGAGACUCUGCUUCGCUGCAUUGCUGAAAGGGCUUUUCUGAGGCACCUGGAAGGAGGCUGCAGUGUGCCAGUAGCAGUGCAUACAGUGAUAAAAGAUGGGCAACUGUACUUGACUGGAGGAGUCUGGAGUCUAGAUGGCUCAGAUAGCAUGCAAGAGACAAUGCAGGCUACCAUCCAUGUCCCCACCCAGUAUGAUGGCCCAGAGGAUGAUCCACAACUGGUAGGCAUCACUGCCCUGAACAUUCCGAGAGGAGCCCAGCUGGCUGCUGAGAACUUGGGCAUCAGCCUGGCCAGCUUGUUGCUGAACAAAGGAGCCAAGAACAUCCUGGAUGUUGCACGGCAGCUUAAUGAUGUCCACUAAAUGGCCUGUGGGGUUCAAGUGUUUGAAUUGCCACUUUCCAGUGCCUAUGUCUAGCCUUCAGGACCCCUGUGAUCAAUGGGGAGUGAUUACCCCAGACUGAACUGCAGGGUCUGAGACUUCCAAGGACUUGCCUCACCUUGGGGCAUUGAUGACUGCGCCUUGCCUUCUUUAAAUGGGCGUCAUCUCUUUUUAGACAUCCAAGCUAGUCUUUGAAUGUAACCAACUCUAAUAAACCAGCUCUGAAAAAUG
Messenger RNA from Ictidomys tridecemlineatus (thirteen-lined ground squirrel), 1435 nucleotides. RefSeq names its product hydroxymethylbilane synthase (gene Hmbs). Gene Ontology annotation, biological process: heme biosynthetic process. Gene Ontology annotation, cellular component: cytoplasm. The record is from RefSeq and is a predicted model, not a curated record. Lineage: Eukaryota; Metazoa; Chordata; Mammalia; Rodentia; Sciuridae. Gene Ontology annotation, molecular function: hydroxymethylbilane synthase activity.